Lolium rigidum is the source of this 456-nucleotide messenger RNA. RefSeq lists its product as uncharacterized. The coding region runs from base 1 to 456 and encodes 151 amino acids. The transcript has a single exon. The record is from RefSeq and is a predicted model, not a curated record. Lineage: Eukaryota; Viridiplantae; Streptophyta; Magnoliopsida; Poales; Poaceae.
AUGGCACUUGCUGCGCUCGUUAGACUAGCUCUAUGGUUUUUCGGCUCGUUCCUGGAGCUCGCCAUCUUGGUGCUCUUCCGUGGUCUGGCCCUCCUCCUCGUCGCCUCCGUAGACCUGGUCAGGCUGCCGGGGCAGGCGGCCGACGCGGCGCUCGAGGCCACCAAGGGCGCCAUCGAAGCGGCGGCCGAGUUCGCCUUCGGCCUAGUCUGGGAGGUGGCGGUGGCCGUCGUGUCGGCGUUUCUUGAGUCCCUAUGGAGCGUCGUGGCCGGCGCAGCGGAGCUCGCGUCGUCAGCAGUCGGGGAGCUCAUGGAAGCAGCGCGGGACGGCAGCGAGGAGGCGGCGAAGGCUCUGGCGGAGGCGCUUGAGGGCGCGGCGGAUGCGGUGGCCGGCACGCUGGUGAAGCUAGGGGAAAACUACAUGGAUUCUCUCGUGCACGUCUUGCAAAAUCUCAUCUGA